AUGUUCAUCGAAAGCUUCAAGGUUGAAUCUCCAAACGUGAAGUACACAGAGAAUGAGAUUCAUUCAGUGUACGACUAUAGUAAUGCUCGUUGGUUGGGGAGGGAACAAUGGUUCUACUCUUACCUCGUCGAUUUCCUUGUCGGCGCUGGUAUCAAACCAACGUCGAUAGUGAGCUACAAUCACCUUGGGAACAACGACGGCAUGAAUUUGUCGGCGCCGCAAACAUUCCGAUCAAAGGAGAUAUCAAAGAGCAACGUUGUCGACGAUAUGGUUGCUAGUAACAGAAUUUUGUUUGAGUCCGGUGAACAUCCUGACCAUGUUGUCGUCAUUAAGGAAAGAGACAGCAAGAGAGCAAUGGACGAGUACGCAUCAGCGAUAUUCAUGGGAGGGAAGAACACAAUUGUGAUGCACAACACUUGUGAAGACUCACUCUUGGCUGCUCCUAUCAUUUUGGACCUUGUUCUCCUCGCAGAACUCACCACUAGGAUCCAGUUCAAGGCCGAAUAUGAGGGAAAGUUCCAUUCUUUCCAUCCGGGGGCUACCAUCCUAAGUUACCUCUCGAAGGCACCAUUGGUCCCACCCGGCACGCCAGUUGUGAACGCUUUGUCAAAACAGCGUGCAAUGCUUGAGAACAUACUCAGAGCUUGUGUCGGACUUGCUCCAGAGAACAACAGGAUUCUCGAGUACAAGUGA
This is a messenger RNA of Brassica napus (rape), 693 nucleotides long. Its product is annotated as inositol-3-phosphate synthase-like. The transcript is spliced from 7 exons. Gene Ontology annotation, cellular component: cytoplasm. The record is from RefSeq and is a predicted model, not a curated record. NCBI's taxonomy places the organism in Eukaryota, Viridiplantae, Streptophyta, Magnoliopsida, Brassicales, Brassicaceae. Gene Ontology annotation, molecular function: inositol-3-phosphate synthase activity. Gene Ontology annotation, biological process: phospholipid biosynthetic process; inositol biosynthetic process. Bases 1 to 693 code for a protein of 230 amino acids.